AGACGAGAGAAGAUUGAGGAGAGAGGCUAGAGAAAGGGCAGCGGCAAGGAGAGCGAGGGCAGCUGAGGAGAGUGCUAGAGCUAGAAUUACAGCUAGCAUUAGUACAGCCAUACCUACCUCAUCUAUGACGCAACCCUCUACACAGCCCACUUCGUCAGGAGUCAGUCAGAGUGGUGCUCAGGCGGUCACUAGUCAGAUUGGUCAUCUGCGAGUCAACCAGUCUCCUAUCACGCCGGAGGACUUGGAAAUCCGGCAAGCAGAAGAACUUCAGGAUGAGCUACAGCGGCAGAUGGACGAAGUAGUAGAAAGGAGAAGAAAAGCUAGACUAGAGAGUAGAUUGCAGGAGUUAGGCAGACUGGAAAGACUAGAUGAGGCAACAUUAGACCCUGCUGUUCGUGUGCUGCGAGGCGCCUUACUUUCAGUGGCGGAAGCGCAAAGCGUUCAACAGGAAUUGUUGGCUGAUAUGGUAGCAGGCCAGAAACAAAUUCUGGCUGAACUUAGGGGCAUUCGCCCAACGGCGAGGCCGCCACAAUUUGCUGUAGUUCCCCAUGUAGGUGCGGGUCCAUCAUCGAUGCCGCAACGCACAGGGCAAACUUUCUCUCCCAUGUUUGGCAUGCCCUCCCCGGGUGGUUUAGGUGCAACUAGUGGUCCGGUUCAUUCAGUCUCAGCCGUACCGUCUACAACAGUGGUCACUACAGUCCCACUGUCCAGCCAUGCCCAGGUUAGUUUGCAACAGCCUGUUUCAGUGGCUAUGCAGCCGCUGCAUCAAGCACCUGGGCCCAUGCAGCCGAUGCAGUGGAUGCCCAAGAUACCUCUAAUGAGUCCCAAGCCUUUCUCUGGAGACAAGAAGAGGGAGGAAGACUUGGACACCUGGGUGAGGACUGUGCCUACUUAUGUGAGGCACAAACUCACCAUGCCAGAACAUGAAGUGGUAGUGGCUGCCUCCUUUUUAGAAGGAUCAGCAGCCCGCUGGUUGAAUGGCUUGGUGCARCAACAGGGCUACGGUYAGGAUUUCGAUGCCUGGGCUCAGUCUCARACAUUGGAACAGUUUGUACGGUCCGUCUACAACAGGUGGAAUGACCCGCAAGGGGCUCAAAAGGCCAUCGAUGCUAUCAACAACCUUUGUUCCCGUAGGUUCAAGGAUGUUAGAGAGCUUACAGACACCGUAGAACGCCUUCUCGUGGUACCUGGUGUGCGUUUUGACCCGCAGGUUCUCCUAACGGAUUACCUAAGGUGCCUACCUCCAGAGGCGUAUUUCCGCCUAGAGAAAGAUGGGAAGGUGGAGAAGGUCCUCCACUCCCCGACUCUCCUUGUAGAGGACAACCUCCCGUUUGAUAUAGUACUGGGAAUGGAUUGGGGAGAGGCAGCCGGGGCAACGCUCCAUCUGAAGGAGCACGAGUGUAGACUCCCUAGUUCUGCAGGCGAGGCUAAGACUGCCCGCCUGUUUCAUGUGUCAGGAGUAGAGAAUUCCUUGGCACAUUGCUGCCUUAGUGCCCCUGCGUUCGCCAGAUUGGUGAAGAAGGAGAAAUUAGAGGAACAGGUCUUUGUUGCCUAUGAUAGGCCUGUCACUGAGCCUACGGAAGAGAAGCCGAUGGACCCUGCGAUUGCCAUGCUGCUGGAGGAGUUUAAGGAUUUGACUGAUCCGCCGACAGGCACGGUGCCGCGGCCCAUUUAGCACCGUAUCGAGAUAGAGCCUGGCAGUAGAACUCCUAAGGGUGCUGUGUAUAGGAUGUCCCUGCGGGAGUUAGAGGAGCUUCGCAAGCAAUUAGACGAGCUCCUCGAGAAGGGUUGGAUUAGUCCCAGUUCGUCUCCUUUCGGAGCGCCUGUUCUCUUUGUUCCUAAGAAAGAGAGAGAGCUGAGAAUGUGCAUAGACUAUAGGGGUCUGAAUGCUAUUACAGUAAAGAAUGUUGAGCCAC
Molecule: messenger RNA, 1916 nt
Organism: Chara braunii
Lineage: Eukaryota; Viridiplantae; Streptophyta; Charophyceae; Charales; Characeae
Source: the annotation of a GenBank genome assembly